Messenger RNA from Nerophis lumbriciformis (worm pipefish), 1095 nucleotides. The record is from RefSeq and is a predicted model, not a curated record. Lineage: Eukaryota; Metazoa; Chordata; Actinopteri; Syngnathiformes; Syngnathidae.
AUGGUCAAAAUGAAGGCCAUUGCACGGAGCCAUGUCUGGUGGCCGGGGUUAGACGCCCAGAUUGAACAGCAGGCCAGGACAUGCUCUACGUGUCAACGGGACCAAAAGAACGCGGCGCUCUCCCCACUGCACACCUGGCCAUGGCCGGGAUCCCCAUGGCAACGGAUCCAUGUGGACUUUGCAGGGCCAUUCGAAGGACACCUGUUCUUGGUGGUGGUAGAUGCGUACUCUAAGUGGCCGGAAGUACAGGUGAUGAAAACGACGACGACGGAGAAGACUGUACUGGCCCUGAGGAGUAUGUUUGCCCGCAACGGAGUACCAGAGACACUGGUUUGUGACAAUGGGCCACAAUUCACAGCGGCAGAGUUCGGGGCAUUUCUCCGGGCAAACGGAGUGAAGCACAAAAGGUCAGCGCCGUUUCACCCCGCCACGAACGGUCAAGCAGAGCGUUUUGUGCAGACGCUGAAGCGUUCAUUGAAAGCAUCUAGGGGAACAUUUACGCUGCAACAUCGAGUGGAGGCAUUUUUACUCAGCUACAGGAAUGCGCCUCACAUGACGACGAGUGAGUCUCCGGCUAUGCUCUUCCUGCGCCGUCGGCUCCGCUCACGCUUGGACCUUGUGAAGCCGAACAUGUCGGCUACGGUGGAGCUGGCGCAGGAGGGCCAACGAGAACGCAGAGCCCUGGUGGCUAAGGAUAGACGGUUUGCAGUGGGGGAGGCCGUGCUGGUGCGUGAUUAUCGACGGGGGGAGGAGAAGUGGAUGCCUGGACUGGUGGCAUCACAAGAGGGACCGAUAUCCUACUCCGUGGAUGUGGGGGCAGGCGCGCUCUGGAGACGUCACAUAGAGCAGAUGAGAGCCGGUGACCGUGCACUGUUGGUUCCCACUGGUCCAGAGCAACCAGCUGUGCCGAGUGAACUGACAAUUGGGACCCAGCCGGUUGCUCCUCCCCCUUCUCCGACAAGAGGGGAUGCUCUGGAAACCGGGACAGUCGCCCCUGAGCCAGGAGGGUCACCCAGACGGACAGCAGAUGUUGGAGCGCCAGGCCGGAGGUAUCCACUCCGGGUUACCAGAGCUCCAGACCGCCUUAAUCUCUGA